Molecule: messenger RNA, 2380 nt
Organism: Perca fluviatilis (European perch)
Lineage: Eukaryota; Metazoa; Chordata; Actinopteri; Perciformes; Percidae
Gene: rbm4.1
Product: RNA binding motif protein 4.1
Exons: 3
Coding region: 193-1452 (419 amino acids)
Biological process (GO): mRNA splicing, via spliceosome
Cellular component (GO): nuclear speck
Molecular function (GO): mRNA binding; zinc ion binding
Source: RefSeq, a predicted model, not a curated record
UAGCACCAUGGAUGUAGCGCUUGGCGCUGUAAUAUAAAUCCCACCCAAAAGAUGCUAACCGGGUAGCUUAGAUGUAUGUCUUUGCCAUGGUUGUCACGAGCUGGUAGUGCCAGUCGGUAGACGGUGGUCAUCUCAUUCUCCGAGGGACUAGACGCACAUUGCAGCUUUAAAAAGUAACGUGGAAGCUCCACAAUGGUGAAAAUAUUCAUCGGGAACUUGUCACCAGACACUACAUCGGACGAACUUCGCUCUCUCUUCUCCCAAUAUGGCAAGAUUGGAGAAUGCAGUAUUGUCAAGAACUUUGGCUUUGUGCACAUGGAUGACAAAGCGGAGGCGGAAGAAGCCAUCAGAAACCUCCACCAUUAUGAGCUAAACGGCCAGCCUAUGAAUGUAGAAUUGAGCCGUGGCAAGUCAAAAGGAUCCACUAAACUACAUGUUGGCAACAUUGCCUGUACUAACCAGGAGCUGAGGGCCAAGUUUGAAGAGUUUGGCUCUGUGUUGGAGUGUGACAUAGUAAAAAACUAUGCUUUUGUUCACAUGGAUCGAAUAGAGGAUGCCAUGGAGGCCAUUAAUCAGUUAGACAACACAGCUUUUAAAGGCAAACUGAUGAGCGUGAAGCUUUCGACUAGCCGCCUGCGUACUGCGCCGGGAAUGGGAGACAGAUCGGGUUGUUAUCGUUGCGGGCAGGAAGGCCACUGGUCCAAAGAAUGCCCUCUAGACCAAAAUGGCUACCACAGAAACGGCUCAGAGCCAAAGUCUGAUGGAUACGAUGCCUCGAGAUUUGACGGGCGUGCUUGCAACAGGGGUUAUCAUCCGGACUUCAGUGGCGAUCCAGAUUACGGUGGCUAUGCUCCUGUACAUGGUUUUUCCCGUGGUUCUGGUCACAGCAGCGGCAUGGCAGGGUACAGAAGGGGUUCAGGCUACGAGAGCGCAAUGAGAUACGGGCCGGUUCCAGGUCAAGGCAUUAGCACUGAUGCUGAACAUAGCAUGGCUCGGAUGUAUGGCAGUGAGGCGGCAUACAUGAGCAACGGCUCACUCUAUGGCGCGGUACCAGCCUACCCGAUGCGACGGUCGUCUUACGAGGAAAGGGAUCCGUACGGUGUCGUGGACUACUACGGGAAGUACAGGGCCAAUUCUUACGGAGGCAGUUAUUUUGAGGAACGUCGCGCUGUCCACUUGCCGGCUCCAUCAACAUCCUCCACAGCUUUAAUGAGGGAACGUCUGCCCCCCUCUAGCCACGACCCAUACGAGUGCCCUCCCCUUCCUCCUCCACCAGCCCCAGUCUCCUCAUACUACGCACGUGACCGGAGUCCGAUUCGGAGAGUCCCCGUCGAGGCAGAUGGAUACUCAUAUGAGCGUUCGCGCAUUUCCCCUGUGCCCGCCCCCCCAAGAGGUUCUACCUAUGACCAUCCGCGGGAUCCCGCCGCUGAUCGGGCAAGAUAUGCAUACUAAUCCUUGUAACAUACAGCCAGGUUAGAGUUCUCUGACAUUCAGUGGAUAAGAUAGCCUACGUGCCAGAGGAAUCACUGAAAACGAAACAAUCAUAUCUUAUUGGUAAUAUCGAAAGCAAAAGUCAGCCCUCAGUGUGUUUGGGUAGUAAGAAUAAGGUUACAAUAAAGCUUACCAACCACAAUAGCCAAUAAGUAGAUUUCAAUAUGAAUAGUUGAAUACCCUCACAUACUAUGAUCUCAUUCCAGGUACUUCAAAAUGCAGUACAAUUAAUGAUCAGUCGACCACUUUCAUUGUCCUAUUUACGUGUUGUGGUAUUAGUGCAGUUCUGAGAUGGCUUAGCCUAGGUGCCGAUACUGGGUCUAUCUACAACGUGGUUGAUGUCUAUUCACGAAACAAUAAGACCUGAAUUAUUGCUCCUCUGAAAGUAGCUAUAUGUUAUAUACACUAUUUAGACUCAGUUAAUAGAAACAAAUUAAAUUGGUGCAUGUUUUGUUAAAGGGGAGUUUUAGUCACAUGAAUUGAUUUUAAUCCUUUUUUUUUUUUUAGCAGCAUCUCAAACUAUGUGCAUUUUAGUGUAUUUGUGUUUGUAUAAAUUCAAAUUGUUACUUUACUGCAUAUGUGAGGCAAUGACAAAACACAUUUGAAUACUGUAUACUUCAUCACCUACAUUGUUUAACCUGUGGGAUGUCCCACCUGUACCAAAUAUGGACCUGCAGUUAAGUUGAACGUUUUAUCAAGCUGCAUCGUAAUCAUGUUUUUUUUGUCCGUAUAGGCACAUUGAUUUUCAUUGCUGUGAUAAAGAUAAGGCCUCAUAUCUUGAACAUAUGUUUGAGUUUCAUAAUGAAAAUCACCUUAAUUGCCUAUGCUGUCUGUCUUGAUUUCUAUCAAUGAGGUUCAAAUUAAAAUCUGUUUGUCUAAAGUCUUAAAA